ACCGCGCAACAAACGAACGCUAAACUCGAAGAGAAAUAACUAAAAUCCGACGCGAUAAAACGUUUUUUACUUCAUCCUGAAUAAACGAAAAUUGAGUUCGAUUCUGUUGUUGUUUCAGUUUGGGUGUUGUUUGAUGUGGUGAUUUUAUUUGUUAUUUAAUGAAUAUUGCCAAGAAUUUUAAUUAAUCAAUUAAUUGUAUUAUUAAUGAUGAAUAAAUAAUAAUUUUGAGAUAAAUAUACGUUUUAGUGUUGACUUUCUGCGUAGUGUGCAAACCGGAAGCGGAUAUGUGAGAGAGCUUUCGAUCGCGUCGCCGAAAAGUAAAAAGAACAAAAUAAAAAAAAAACAUGUUCUGUGUUAGUUGUGUGGGUUGUGGUGCGUGUGUGCGACCUGAUUGUUUUGGAUUAUCAUCGUCAUUUCGAACACCACCACCAUUUACGCUGGAUUUCUAGAAAAAAAAUUACUAAAAAAUGAGAUUUACCACCACAUUUAAACGAGGGCGUUGAAGAAAUAAUUUAAAGAAAAUGUUAGGAAGCCCUGCGGGGGCGGGUGGUCAGCAAAGGGGUAAUCUUUGGCCCAUUGCGCCCGCCUCCGUGUCCCCGGCUAAUUUCACAACAGAUGGUUUUGGAAAAUACGGGAUUUAUUCCUUAUUUCCUGGGACGACUAAUUUCGGGAACACCCUGUAUUCACACAACACCAUCGGCCGGUUUUCUUCCGGCACAAUACAAUCAACACCAACUACUUUUCACGCUACCCAUAAAGAUUCAAUAUUCUCUGGAUACACUUUGGGAGCGCCGACACCACCUCCCGGGUCCCCAUACUCCCCUGUUCCCGUUGCCCAACUCGAAUUGUUAACGAAAGGAUUCAACUCCAACAUAAUCAUCCAACAGCAACCUGAUUUUAACCACCACCAUCACCAUUCGAUUUCGCCGAAAAAAUCAGCGGCAACUCUAACCGUCUCCGAAAAACGGCUUCAGCCGGCGGUAAUCGAAGAAAAAUGUUGCUCGCUGAAGCAGCAAAAACCGUGCGUGUGCAACGGUUCUUCUUCAUCCCCGAAGACGAUGAUGUCGGGGAAAUUCACCGAAAAUCCCAGCGGAUGUAGCAGGACGAAUCCGGUCGAUUGGGUUGCGGUUCAAAUUAAAAAGGAACCGGGGACGCCGUGUCAAGUCCCGGAAGUCUCGACGAGCGUCUCUCCAAUUGUUAAAAUGGAGAUUACCUCGCCUAAUUGUCAAUCGAUUAAGACUACGGGGGAGAUGCAAAGCGCUAGUUUAUCUUCGAUUGUUACAACAAAUGGUAACAUUCCAGUUGGAAUAGCCGUGGCAAGACAAAGGAUACAACAAGAAGUUGUAUCUUCACCAUCAUUACCACCGCAAGGUCUUCUCACUACAAUCAAUACCUCAACGCAGCAAAUAAAAGAAAUGGCUCGAUUAACCGAAAUCGAUACAAACGUCGCAUCAUCAGGUAUGGCUGCGAGUGUUCCUAGCGGAGGCGUAACAGGAGGCGGCACGCUCCUGCAGUGUACGGAUGAUCGUGGCGCGGGUUUGGCUGCUUGGCCAGUAGGCGGGCCCCAUGGUUCUACGUUGGCCACGCCAACACUGUGGCAGUACCCCGCUCCUUUACCGAUGGAGCCAAUCGUACCUAUGUCGGUACCGAUUCCCCCGGUUGGAUUUCAAUUAGUUAGGGAUCCAACAACCGGCGGGCUUCUUCUAUUACCAACGUCAGAACCGCUUCAACAAGCCGUGGUGUGGCCAAGUUACACUCAGCCCUCAUCCCAUUUGCUUCUACCUCAAUUACCACCUCCACCCUUACAAUUAUUAAGUUCAGCGAGUACUUCAGAGUUAAAUAACUUCAUGCAAACGAGUACAACUCUUCAUCAACACACACAAACGCACAGCACGAGAUUGGUUGCUGUUACAACUGAUAGUAAAAGAAAAAUACCAUUGCCGUUACCGGCAACGACGUUGAUAAAGAUCGAAACUGAUGCGACGGUUGAUCACACGAAGACUCUUCAAGCUGUUAGCACUGUUGCAACAAACACAGCAACGGUUUUUACGGAUCAAACGGCGGUUCAGCCGCUGCUAGCGGCUCAUUUAAUAUAUCAGCAUCCAACGACUAAUUUAAUUUUAAGUCAAACACCGACUACGACUACAACUGUGCAACCAACACUAGAAACAACUUCUUGUCGGAGCCAAGCAACUUCUCCGGUUACUUGUUUAACACCGCCGCCGGAAAAUACUCAACAUCAAUUGACGCAUCAUCAAAAUCAACAGCAAGAGCAUGAAGAGGAAACGACGCAAGUUCAAGAUGCGAGUAAUCAAACUGACACGGUUGAAGAUGAAAUUGAUGAAUGCGUGAAGAAAGUUAAUGAAAAUAAUGGAGUAAUGGAGGAUAAAUGUGAUGAUACAACAAGGAAGAAAGAAAUUGUUGCUCCGAUUUCUUUGUUGAAUCAAAUAAAAGAGAACAAAAUGAAUUUGAUAAAUGAGAGUGUUGAUUUGAAACCAUCUGAUUUGAGAAUAAAAGGUUUAAUAAAAGAAGGGGAAGAUGCAAAGUUGGUUGGUGAAGAGGAAAAUGUAAAAAAUUUGCCUUUAGAUUUACAGGUUAAAGUAAAUGUUGAAUGUAACGAGGAUGUUUCAUCCGAGCAAACGAAACCUUUAGAUUUUCGAAUGAAUUUUAAGAGUAAUAUCGAAGAAAACGAAUCGAGUCAAAAAUUAAGCGAUGAAAUUAGUGAGAAACCCGAUACGACGGGUUUAGAUUUGUUAUCGAGUCUUGUUGAUAUCGAAAAUCGAAGAAAUAUAGAAAAUAAUAAUAAUAUAAAAGAAGUAGAAAAGAAAGUUGAUGAUAAAUUUGGAGGAUUAAACCUUUUAUGCGCAUUAGCCGAACAAAGAAUACUGGAAGAAGUGAGCGAACAAAAACGGCGUCAAAGAGCGAUCGAAAAAUCGGAGAGGAAGAAAGAAAAAAGGAAAAGCCGCGGUAAUCGAGACCCAGAUGAACCGAAACACAAAAAAUCUAAAUAUUACAUAAACGAGAAAGGGGAAAAAAUCAAAAAAAUCAAAGACAAAAUCGAUAAGGAGAAAGAUGAUGUUAAAAAUUGUAAUUAUUGUAAUUUAAAAGAUUUCCGAAGUUAUAAAUCGGAGGAAAAAGCGAAAAAAUUCGUCGCUAGUAAAACGCAAACUUUAUUUGAGAAAGGCGAUUUUCCAUGCAUGAACGCGAACGAGCUUAAUAUGCGAAAAAAAUUGGCCGAUUUACAGCGAAAAUAUCGCGAGAAACAACAAGAAUUGGUUAAGUUGAAAUCGAAGAAGCACUCGAAUCAUCAUAAAGAGUGUUCGAAGAAACAUCAUAAGUCGAGAAAGAAAUGUAGCGAUGACAAAAUUAAAAUUAACGAUGAAAAUAAGAUUGGUGAUGAUAAAAUCAGGGAUAGAUUAUCCCCACCACCUCCUAUUUUAGAUAAAAUCGAUCACCAUAACGAACAGCGAAUAAUAAAUAAUGAUUUAUUAAAACCGCCGACGCUUUGUGCCAUAACAGACGAAAAAAAUUAUGAGAAUAUCCAAGAUAUUAAUGAAAACAACAAUAAGCGUUGUUUUACACCAGAUUUAAGUGAUUCUAGUCCGGAAAAGGCUUCGUCAAAAAAAAGGAAAGUUGGGAGGCCCAAAAAAUUAUUACCAUCAUCGAACUUAUCGACAACGACGGAAACGUUGGUUGCUAAAAAGGCUAAAAAGUGUUAUGCGAUUGGAUACCUUUUAGCGGCCAAGCAAAGAUUACUUGAAAACAGUACGUUUUCCGACACCCCGCCGAGAUUUAUCGAAGAAUCCAAUGAAAACAAGAAGGAGAAGAAACAAAAAAAAGUGGAAAAAUGCAAAAUAAGGCCAAAAUUAAAAGCUGAACCUACGAUUAAGAGUUAUCGAGAAGAUGACGACGAUGAUGAUGAAAUUGAGGGGGAUGAUGAUGAGGAUGAUGAGAUUGGGGAUGAUGAUGAUAAAGAUAAAGAGAAUGAUUAUUUCGAAAAAGUUAAGGAGGAAAAGUUAAGUCAAGAAAGAUGUGCUCAAAAGUUUAAAGAUGAGAAAUUUAAGGAGGAAAAGUUUAAACAAGAUAAAGUUAAGCAAGGAAUAUUAAAAGAAGAAAGAUUUAAGGAAGAAAAAGUUAAAGAAAAAUUUAAGGGGGAUAAGUUUAAGGAAAAUAAAUUUAGUGAAGAUAUAGUUAGAGAUGACAAAUUGAGUCAAGAAAAAUUAAAACGAGAUAAAUUGAGUCAAGAAAAAUUGAAUCAAGAAAAACUGAAUCACGAAAACAUUGGUGAAAAUCCUCAAGAAAGUGUAAAAAAUGAAAAGAAAGAAAUCGACGAUCGUUGUCUAUUAAAACCGGACGAUUUGGAUAAAAAGAGAGUUUUAACGGCGAUGGGGGGAUUAUUCUAUGCGGGAGAAUUAAAAGCAAUCGAACCGCCCGACGUUUACUCCAUAACUUUGGACGGGGAGCGAGGAAAUCGGCCCCACAUCAUGCCCAGAGAGGACAUUUUAAGAGACGCGAUUUUAGAAGUUCAUCCAAGAAACGAAGAAGAAUUAACGGUCGGAACAAGAGUAGUGGCUUAUUGGAGUCAAAAAUAUCGUUGUCUCUACCCCGGAAGUGUGGCAGAACCCGAUUCGCCAACCUCAAAAUUUAUUUCCGUCGAUUUUGACGAUGGCGAUAACGGAAAAAUUCCAUUGAAAGAUAUCCGAUUACUCCCUCCGGAUUAUCCCUUCAUGGAAUACGACCCAAAUCCUUUAUCGAGCUUAAGUAAGCGUAAAAGAAGAACAUCAACAACGGAAGAUUCGAGCAGAAAGAAUUCGACCAACUCCACCAACACCGAAUCAACGAUUCAGGAUCAUUACGAAAUACAGGAGAGUCACCAAACGGAUUCGUCGACGUUUAAUAAUGUUAAUAAUGGUAAGGAUAAAAAGAAAAUGAAGAAGAAGAAGAGGGAAAAGUUAAGGAGGGAGUUGGAAAACCAAGAGAUUAAAAAGAAGAAACGAAAGCAUCGGUGUACUGAGGAAAAUUGUCAACAUAAAAAUAGAAAGCACAAGAAACAUAAGAAACACAAGAAGCAUCAUCAUAAAGAAGAGAAAAGCGAUGAUAAAAAUAUUGAAAUAAUCAAAAUUAAUAGUGACCAAAUCGAUUUCGAUUCGAAGAAAAGUCUCGAAAAAAUUGAUCCGAAAGAGAUUAAUCAAGAAAAAGAUGUUAAUGACGAAGACGAUUUUAAUGAAGAAUUUGAAGACGAAGAAGAUGAUGUGAUUGGAAAUCCCGAAGAUGAAGUUACCAUGGAAGAUAUCGAGGAUACUUUGGAUGAAAGGCAGCGGGGAUUUCGAAAUAGACAAGCAUCGUGUGAAAGUCGAAGUAAAAUGUCCGCCUUUUUACCCGAUAGUAAUUUGUGGAGUUGGUUGGGCGAAGGAAGAACGUAUAAGUUCCGUGGGAAAAAGAAGAUUCAUUAUAAAUCCAUUCAACGAGGGAAAGAAGUCAUUACGCUUGGAGAUGCAGCAGUUUUCUUAUCGACCGGAAGUCCAGAUCGACCCUAUAUUGGAAUCAUCGAGAAACUUUGGGAGAUUUGUGGUAACAUGAAGAGCCGUGUUCGAUGGUAUUAUCACCCUGAAGAGGCAACCGGAUAUGAUAUAAAGUUCCAAAUUCCCGGCGCUUUAUUAGAAUCGAAUCACCAAGAUGAGAACGAUGUCCAAACGAUUUGUAGGAAAUGUGAUGUUUUGCAAUUAGAUCAGUUCCAAAAACGUCUUAAUCACGAUAAUGAGCUUUAUGCGAAAGUUUAUGAGAACCAAGAUUUGUAUUAUUUAGCCGGUUACUACGAUCCGAGUCUUGUUCAGUUAACCGUUGCUGAAAAUACUCCCAUCGUUAAAUGUUUGGCAUUGAAAGAUGCCCAAAAGUAAUGAUUAAAUCAGCAAUAAUGACUUAAAAGAGUAUCGAAAUAGAUAUUAGAGGUGGUGAUUAAAAAUAUUCGUACUAUAAGGUGAUUGAAUAAGGUGCUAAUAAUACUAUUUGUAAAAAAAAAUUUAAAAAGGGGCAACAAAGAUUGUUUUUAUUUCCUUGUUGAUUUGCGAGCAAUAUUAUUAAGAUUACAGUAUUUUUUUUUUUUAAUCUGAGGAAUAUCUUUAAGGAAAAAGACCUCGAGGCUCUCUCGUUAUUUAUAAAUUUUGUUGUAAAUACCAACUUAGAUUUAUAAUAAAUUUUUGUGGUUAAUUUGUUAAAAAACUGCUUCAUUGUUGGUAGUUUUAAGAAAAAGGUGACCAACCCAAAUUGAAACAGUACCAUUUUCUUCGAUUUUAUUAUGUUUCGUUGGUUGGUCCCUUUUAGGUCCACUAAGUGUAUAUUAUACAAAAAAAAAACAACUAUAAACCACCUAAAUAAUCAUAAAAAUUAUAACCUAAAAAAUAUAUUUUGAUAGAAUAUUUCGAUGAAUUCAAUGUAAAAACGUUUUACGGUUAAUAGAGCGGUCAUUUUUCGGUCUAAUCGUAACGAAAUCAAUGUAAUUUUAUAAGGGUAUCCAUUUUUGAAGAAAAAUACAAUCGUAUAAGGUCAAUCAAGAAAAAAUUAUUUGGAGCAAAACUAACCUAAAAAAAAAAAGAAAUUUGUCCCAAAACACAAAUUUUGCAACGUUUGGACUGAAAUGGGUGCCUCAAAGACUUAAAACAACAUUUUUAAUCAAAUUAAAUUAGUAGACUAAAAAUGACUUACUAUUAAAAGCCGAAAACUGACAUAAAAAUAAUUAUUAAUUACGAUUAAAACAAUUCCUUUGUAAAUACAAAGAUUAAAGGGAGGGGAAUUUAAUUUUAUUAAUGACACAAUAAACGUGCAAUUUAAUUUGUACUUAGUACUUAAAAAGAAAAUAAUUUCUCGCUUUACUUUUACAAAUUAGUAUUUCUUUUCUAUUGUAUACUUAAUACGCUUAAUAAGAGAAGUAGAACGUAACUUAGUACGUAGGUGCUACAAUUUUUUAAAUCGCUGUGAAUAUAAAUCUAGAAAUAAAUAUAAAUUUAGAGUACUAUAUACAUUGUAGGAUAGAGAACUUAAAAACUCUUUAAAUACAGAACGUAGUACAAACGGA
Molecule: messenger RNA, 7072 nt
Organism: Onthophagus taurus
Lineage: Eukaryota; Metazoa; Arthropoda; Insecta; Coleoptera; Scarabaeidae
Gene: wge
Product: BAH domain and coiled-coil containing protein winged eye
Molecular function (GO): chromatin binding
Source: RefSeq, a predicted model, not a curated record